GUUUGUCGAGGAGUACCUGGGUCGACAGGAGGCUCAGGCUCAGCUGUUGAAGAGUGAAGAGAAGAUCAAUGAAUUGCAGGCAGAGCUACUUGCCUUCAAGUCCCAGUUUGGAGCGGUCCCAGUGGCCCUCUCCUCCGCCCGUCCUUCCCAGGCUGGCUUCCCCUCCUCCGCCUUUCCCUCCCUCCCUCCGCCUCCUUCUGGUCCGGGAGGUCCCAUGCCUCCUCCCCCUCCUCCUCCCCCCCUCCCAGGCUGCGGCCCACCUCCCCCGCCAGGAGUGCCUCCCCCGUUCGGUUGCCCCCCUCCCCCUCCUCCUCCACCGGGGUUCUGUGGGCUGGGCUCGCCUACCCACAACACCUUGCCUUUCGGACUCCGGCCCAAGAAGCAGUUCAAGCUUGAGACUUCCAUGAAGCGCCUCAACUGGUCCAAGAUCCGCCCCCAGGAGAUGUCCGAGAGCUGUUUCUGGGUGGUGGCUAACGAGGAUCGCUAUGACAACCCGGACCUGCUCAACAGACUGGCGCACACCUUUGGCUCCUACAGACCAG
This is a messenger RNA of Oncorhynchus gorbuscha (pink salmon), 542 nucleotides long. Its product is annotated as protein diaphanous homolog 3-like. The annotation marks the transcript as partial. Gene Ontology annotation, cellular component: actin filament; cytoplasm. The record is from RefSeq and is a predicted model, not a curated record. NCBI's taxonomy places the organism in Eukaryota, Metazoa, Chordata, Actinopteri, Salmoniformes, Salmonidae. The transcript has 3 exons. Gene Ontology annotation, molecular function: microtubule binding; actin binding. Gene Ontology annotation, biological process: actin filament polymerization.